GCCUUAACAAAAAAAAAAAACACAAAAGCCGCACGGCCCCGGGUGCCCGCAGACCGCGGAGCUGAGGGUCGCUCGGGCUGGUCGCCUUUCUUACGGUUGCGGGAGCGGUCGGUCCUCCCGGUCGUCCCCCUCUGCUGCGCGGGGUCAGCCGAGCAAACCUGCGCCAUGACCCGGCCGCUCGGUGUGGGCGUGCCAUCACCGGGCCCGCCUGUCACCAGAUCCCGACGCCAUUUUACGCCGGCGGCCAGAGAGAUGGCCCAAGACUUCAGAAACCAGACCAUUACGGAGUUUUUCAAGCCAGUUUUAAACCAAGACAGAACUGUGUUGUGCUCAGCAGACAGAGGAAACAUAAAAGAUGCAGGAAUUGGACUGUCAGUUUUACGUGCUGAACGUUUUGAAAAGAAAGUAUCUUCUCCGAAGAAGGUCAGAAGAAAAAAGAUGCCAGACCAAACACCAAGCACAAGUCCUGUGUUAGAUGCUUUUCGGAGGGGAAUUAAGGAGAAAAAGGACAGUGUAAACAUUUUGGAGAAUGGCAAAGUGUGCAAGGCACUGGAUUCAUUGUACCCAAAAGUUGUGAUGCAAAAACUCCUUAUUACUGCAGGGUCUCACAGCUGUUUCUUGGCCAGAAAGGAUAAAACUGUCAAGUCAGAACAGGGAAGAAAUGAGAAGUGUCUGGGUGUAACAAGAGCACCGUUGUCUUGUGGAAACAGUUGGGAACAGAAAACUGACUGUAUGGAUCUAGAAGGCACUAGUUCAGACUCUGACAAAUGGGUUUCAUCAUCAGAAGCUGAUACUCGAAAAGCCUGUGCUAGAAAUAAUGGCACUGUGAACACCACACCUCUGUGCCAAAACCCAGGGCUUCCCAUGAAACUGUCCUGCGCUCCAACCGGCUCUGAACUGAGGUUGUCACUGGAAGCUCUCCGCAGAGAAAGGAAGCGGAAGAAGCAUAGAACAAAACCAUCUAAGGCACAUCCUGGAAAGCCAUUCUCAGGAACAAGUCUGUCAUGUCAGGGAAAUGAAUCUCCUUUAAGAAAAAUACAUUCUUGUUCAAGGGAGACUGCCUCAGAUGACCCAUCUCAACCACAGCCAAAGCAGGUGUCAAAAGAAGAGGCAUCUUCUCCAAAUGCACUGCGAACAUCAUCUGAGAUGGCCGCUGGUAUGCGGGGGAGCCAGUGUGAACCUUCGCACUGCCUUAGAUUGGAGAUGUCUUCUGGGCAGUCCAAACAAAUAGAUUUGCCUGGGAAAAGAAAACGCGCUGCCAUGAGUGUGGAUGCAGACAGUUCAAAUCAAUCUGAAUUACCACGUUUGAAUGACGCUGCUUUUAGUAGGCAAUCUGCACCAUGCAAAGAUACAAACUCUGACUUUGUAGAAAAUAUCCUUUUAAAGCCUACUCGUGGUGAUGUUCUGCAACUAACGGAGGCUGCUGCUCUGCCUAGACACGAUUCUGCUCUUCCAGAGGAACACCUCAACUCAAGCAAUGAAAAUGAGAAAAAUAAUUGCUCCUCUGUAGGUUUGUCAUCUUCAUAUUCUGCACACAGUCCUGGUAAAAAUAACCACAUUUCUGUUGUGGAUACCAAAGAGAAUCAACUGCAGGUGGUUAACUCAUGCUUUUUCUUGGGAAAGUCCUUUACUUUUUCUCAGGAAAAAAGUACUGUGUUGCUUUCUCUCUGUCACUUAACUAAAACUAAAGGUGUGGAAUCUCAUCUCCAGAAUACUGGCUUAUCUCAGGUAUUGGAUGCUAAGAAGCAGCAAGAUGGGAAGAGACCAGAAAGACCUGCACACAAUAAAUCUUACAGUAUUCAAUUCAGCAACAGUUUUUCAAAAACAAAAGACAAGACUUCAGAAAGUCCUUCUGAUUCUUGUUCAGUGGAAGGUUCUGGGAAACCUGCAUUCUCAGAAAAGACUGGUGAAAGUGUUCCCUGUUCAUUGCCUUUUAAAGAAGGGUGCGUGGACAGCUGCCAUAUGUCUUCACAACUCUCAGACAAGUUAAAAGUUGAAAGCACCUGUAUAGACCAGUCCAAGUUGAACAGAAAAGCAAAAAGCAGCUUUGAUAGUGAAGAUGAUGGUUUGGAAUGCAGUCUAAAUACUGCUGCUGAUGACGAUGAAGAAGUAUUCUUGCCACUGCAAGAAAUUCUGUCUUCAAGUCCCAAGCCACAGGCAGGAGCCCUGGAGGAACCUUGCCUUGACAGUUUUUCUCAGGACACCAUGACUCCAUUACUGAAGCUUCAUCUUUCUAAGCCUCCUGUUGUUAGCCAGGUGUCAUAUGUGAACAGCUUAGAACACCUCUUGAAGGAGAAAGAAGAAUCUAAAAGGGUAGAUGAACUAGAAAAGCUGUUACAGGAAGACAUACAAGGAAGGGAAAUGGAUUCUUCAGAUGGAGAUGAUGAGGAGAAUGCUGGGGGAGAUGAAGAUCUCUCAGAAGAGCACAGGGCAUUUAUAAAGAGAUUUUCAGUAAUAGCUCAUGCCAUACCUGACUACCACCCUGGAGAAGAUAUAUUUGAUUUAUCAACCUCUGGGAUGAUCUUCAAUAUACAUAACCUUGACUUGAGGAAUUUUCAUUUCACCCCUCAAAAUCCUAUAGAAAAGCUCCUUCUUAGUUCUGGUGUAACACAGCAGCUUUCUUUAACUAUUAACGGUUUUCUGAGUUCUGCUUAUAGUUGUAUCUUGUGUCCCAUACCAAUUCUAAAGUGGCUUUUCCAGAUGAUGUCUGUUCAUCCUGACUAUUGUGUUUCCACACAGAUUUUGGACAGAUUGAUGGAGAUAACACUAAAAAAUGCUUCCAUCAGUGAUGAACAGUCUAAACCAUGGAUUCCUUCACUAGCUGAUGUGUCAGCUGUUUUUGUCAAUAUGGGUGUUGCGUUUAGAUCUCUCUUUCCAUUGCAGCAUCUUCAGCCCAACUUUAACGAGUGUGACAUUUUAAGUCAGCGACAAGAAACAGUGAGUAAACAACAGCCAAGAGGAGACAGCACCUCUACCAGUCCAGCCUUCUCCAGUCUACCAGAAAACAAUUUAAUUAACGUGAUUAAGUUUCUAGGUUUCUGUACAACAGUAAUUCAAGGUGGAUAUACUGAUCAAGAAAUAUUGCUGCUGCUUCUAUUGCUAUUUAAAAUAAGCUUGGAGAAACUGUUAAAGCAAAUACCUCUGGUAGAUUUUCAGUGCCUUUUCGUAAAGCUUCUGAUAAGUAUAGAAGACUGGGAUACAAAGAUGCCUGAGCUCUGCCUGGCAGUGAGCGAACUCUCCAGUCACCACCAUAAUCUCCUGUGGCUAGUUCAGCUGGUGCCUAGCUGGAUAAUACGUGGACGGGAAGUAAGAAGACGUCUUAGCCUAGUGAUAAUUUCAAAACUUCUGAAUAAAAAGCAUAUAGAAAUACCUGAUGAGAGUGACAAGCAGAUGUCUCUUCUGCAUCAGUUUCUGGUGUACAUGAAACCUGCUAAUCUACUGAAGGAGAUGAGAAAAGGACUGGAGCAGCAGAAUGCCGACGGAGACCACAUUCAUACAGAAGUGGAACAGGAGGCAUACUACCUGAUCUACAUCCUCCUUCAUCUAGUCAGUGAAGCAAGUUUCUUUGAUGUUGUAAAUUCUAAUCAAAGGCAACACUUACUGAAGCUUUGUGGUGCCUUAGAUAAGCACAUAAAAUGUGGUAUUCGGGAAGAUGCGAGGCUGUUUUAUCGAACUAAGGUAAAAGACUUAGUUGCUAGGAUAUAUGGCAAAUGGCAGGAUAUGAUACAAACCACUCGGCCUACUCAGGGAAAACUGCAUGACUUCUGGGAGCCAGAUUAAUGAAAUCAUGCCUAGUUCAGGGAAAAUAACAGGAAAAACUCGGAAACCAAGGAAAAUGUAGAAUGAAUGGAGCUUCACCUUGGUUGGAACAGAAGAAAUCAGUCACCUGAGUUAGAACUUGAGCUUGAUUCAGGCAAAUACUAGUAACACAAGGAUCUAAUUUUAUUAACAUUGUUUUUACUACAAAUACACUACUUCUGAAAACCUGAAGUAGGCAAACUGGAAAAACCCAGCUAUUUAGAUAAUCCUCCCUGAAUUGGCUAGAAAUAUUUUAUCAUACUGAAAGCCUAAGGGAGGCUUUCUCAUUUCCAUUGUUAAUCACAAGACACGUGAAAACUGUAUGUAUCAGAUUUUUUUGCCAGCACAUACCUGCAAGCAUUUUUUUUUAGGAUGGCUGGGAAGGAACUGCCCUGUGAUGUGGAACAAGAGUUCAGAAACAGUAUUAGACCCACCCUUGAUGUGGGCAGGUGAGGAAGUGGUUCAGAACCGGGCUGAAUAACAGAAUUGCCUGCACAUGUUAAUCUGCAAAUCAGAACUGGUUUGACCUUCCAAUGUCUCUUAAAAAAUACAAAAUAGAGGAGUUGCAUGUGGACAAGUGACUGCCCUCGUGUUCACCUGAGGGUGGAGACAGAGAUGAAGAGUGGCAGUGGCCAAACAGAUUAAGUGGAUGCUUCUUUGCUCCAUGAUUGUGUUUUUAUCAAACAGCAAAAUAGAAUUUGUUAUUACUGUAAUGCAUUUGUUUUAACUUCCUCAUCUUUAGACAUAAAUUUAUUUAUGCAGUGAAUGUGACUACACAGGAAGUGAUUUUAUAGACCAAGGUAUAAAUGAGAUCUUAUUACACCAGUGGUAUAUCAGCUCAGUGGAGACUUGAAGAGGUGAGCAUUUGGCCACGUGGAUAAAAACUGUGAAAGCCGGAUGAGGUCUGAAUUUCUUCGUGUGAAGCCUUGCCAGAGACACAGUAUGUGUACAAAGCUCCAAGAGCUAUUUGUGAAAUAAUCAAAGGAAGAUGUGAUCUCCUCUUGUGCUUUCUGUACAUAUGCCAUCAUUUAAAUCUUACACUGGGGUUUGUCUGUAGGAUGUGUGUAUAUAUGAAGAGAAAGUUAAGGUAUUGUAUAGAAGCACCAGCUGGGACUCCCUUAACAAGUGGGAUUUUUAAUAAUAUGUGCAUUUUAUAAUACUGUUUCUUUUUAAUUUUUGUAGAUUACCCUAUCUUGUCCUGUAUGAUAAAUUCCCUCCAACUUUCCAACCCCAAACCCUUCAAAUUUAUGUAUAUUAUAUAUAAAGGAAGUGCUGUAGAAUGGACGUGUCUUAUAAGGAAGGUAUUUUAUUUGCAAAUUCCUAUUAAAUGUUUUGUCUGUCAUUUCAAGUGUUAGAGAGUUAGCCUAAGACUGCAACAUCUCUGUGCCCUUCACAGGAUAAUCAGCUUAUCUUUGUUCAAACAAAAGUUAUGCUCGUGGCAUUGGCAAGGGGGGUGGGGGUGGAGAAAAUAUCUUUUUUUUUUUUUUUAAAUCUCAACAUGUUAUUUAAGAGUUGGAAGAAUCUACCUCAAAGGGUGUCUUUGGCAGUAGAAUUGCUUUAGCCUAUAAAAAAGUCCAUGGCAGUGACAUCCUUUGCUCUGUCUGUCUUUGAUAGUGUAUUGACUUUCCCUCUGGCAGCAGUAGCUUACUAUGUUGAAUAUAUUGUAUGUAAUUUUAUUAUCAUUUAUAUUUUUUCUCACUAAUGUCGUAUAAAGUUUUAAAAAUUGCAGAAUAUGUUUACUGUAACUAAUGUGUAUAUAUUUUCUUACUGGGUUGAAUUGAAGUUGCUGCCCUGUAUAUUUUGGAAAAGGAAGGAGGUUUAGAUGAACAGUUUUUGUACUGCAAUUCAAAGCACAUUGAAACUGCUGUCUUUUUUUUUUUCCCCCCAGAUUAAAUAACCACUUUGAUAUUUACUUUCAUUUAAUGUAACAAUGAAAAAAUAAAACCAGACAGGCUUUUCUAAUUAAAUGUCCCUACACAGAAUGGGCAUCCUUCAGCUCUGUUUGAUCAAAAAAUGGCUUAGAGUCCCAUUUUGGUCAUACGGCACACGCUGUAUUUCUUGGGUUCACAGCUGAUUAACUUACUAUAAAUGGAGAAGGUCCUAAAGUAAUUCUUAGCUCAGCCAGUCCUUGUUUUCAUGCUUAAUGCCUGUGUACACAUUCUGGCAUUUUCCCUCUCUCUCCCCCUCCCGCUUUGUCUGGACUUUUCUUCCGUCUGUUUUGAAGCCGAGUAGUAAUUCCCCAGUUGCUUAAGUCUAGACGCGGGUUGAAUUGGAGCUUGUUGGUGUCCUUACAGAGACGAUCCCAAAGCAUUGUUGCAGGGUCUUUACAGGGGGCUGCUGAGCGGAGCACUGCUUCAGGACUCCUGGAAAUGAAAUGGCAAACCUGCUGCUGUUGUGUUUUGCUGACUCAUUUACUGGCCCCCAGCCAGAAGUUACAUAUGCAGGAAAAGGCUGUUUGCACAGUAAAUGUCUUAACUGCUUUGGUUGUCUUCAGAUAAGCAUUUUGCACUGAGAUUUAUCUGUUGAUUUUACGUUGGCUAUAUUAAGAGCCAUGUUAUCUCAUUUCAUGUGAAAUUAGGUGCACUUUAUUGCAGUAAUCCCAGACAAUAAAUUAAAGGCUGACUAUAAAAUAUA
Messenger RNA from Phalacrocorax carbo (great cormorant), 6432 nucleotides. Lineage: Eukaryota; Metazoa; Chordata; Aves; Suliformes; Phalacrocoracidae. The record is from RefSeq and is a predicted model, not a curated record.